CGCCUUCGCCCGUUUCCGGUCGUCGUCGUCGCCGCUUCCUCCGCUGCUGCUCCUGCUGCUGCUGCUGCUGAGACUGCGGGCGGAGGCCGGAGAGUCGGGCGGCGGCGGCGGCGGCGGCGGCGGCUGAGAGGGCGGCGGCGGGAGCGGAGCGGGACGAGGGAGCGAGAGGAAGCGAACCAGGAGCGAGCGGAGCGCGUCCAGCCCCGCCCGCUCUUCCGCUCGCCAGAGGAACCGGAGCAGCCCGGGCCGCCCAGCCGCCGCCGCCCGCGGGACAAAGCCCAAGAGCCCGCGCCCAGAGCCAUGUCCUCGUCCGCCGGCAGCGGCCACCAGCCCAGCCAGAGCCGCGCCAUCCCCACCCGCACCGUGCCCAUCAGCGACGCCGCGCAGCUACCUCAUGACUAUUGCACCACGCCCGGGGGGACGCUCUUCUCCACCACUCCGGGAGGAACCCGAAUCAUUUAUGAUCGAAAGUUUCUGUUGGAUCGUCGUAAUUCUCCCAUGGCUCAGACCCCACCCUGCCACCUGCCCAAUAUCCCAGGAGUCACCAGUCCUGGCACCUUAAUUGAAGACUCCAAAGUAGAAGUAAACAAUCUGAAUAACUUGAACAAUCAUGACAGGAAGCACACAGUGGGGGACGAUGCUCAGUUUGAGAUGGACAUCUGACUGUCCUUGUCCUGUGAGGGUCUGAAGAAAAGCCGUGACACCAGUGCCUGCGUGUAGCUGAUUUCCCGGACAGGACGCACAACAGAGAACAGCAGUCCCAGCAGUCCCCACUGCGGCCUCCACUUGCUCUUCCUCAGUGCCAAAUGACGCAAAGAUGAGCUUCAUUCAGCCAGUUCCUCUCCCUGCUUCUUUCCCUUCCUAGCUAGACAGAUUAGAUUGACAGUCCUUGGCAUAUUUCUGUAGAACCAAGCAGUCCACAGAGGAAAGUAGUUAAAUUCUUGACUUCCCUAAUCAUUUUUUCUGUUGAGAAAGAUAACUACACCACUAGCACCAACUUUUUUUCCCCCCCAAUUCUAAAAUGAAUAAUGACCUACCAUCACUGCCUGGAUGGGAGGUGUGGGGAAGUGGUAGAUUCAGCAUUCACAUUCUACCCCCUCUCUCCUCCUUAUCUCCCAGCAAGAAUCUGGUUCUGGGGUCUCCAGAACCAUCAGAGGUACACGUAAACAAAAAGAGAAAGCCUUUUGCUUUUACCUUGGGGUCUUCGCCCUUGGAGAUGGAGCAGGGUCUGUGCAGCUUUGCUAGCAUUUCUUUGCUCCCUGCUUCCUCUCUGCCUCUGGGAAGAAUGUCUUCUGUCUUUGGUAUUGUAAUUUACCUUCUCAUUCCUUUUACCGAGUCCAUUCAUACAAUUUUUUUUUUUCUUUAAUUUUGUAUCAGAAGGGCGCCCUCCAUAACCAGCUAUUCCUUCCUCUUCUGCCUGCACCUGGUUGCUUACAGUCCUCUUGGACUCUGGGCUAUCCAGAUGACUUCAUCUGCUUCUGGAGCAGGUCCACACCAAUGAUAGAAGCCCUUUGGGUAGGACCUGAUCACAUAGUAUUCUAUGGGGUGGUCCCCAGCAUGGCCCCAGAAGAGCGUUGAGCCAUUCGAGUACCCCUUCUUCACAGAAUGAGUCUUCAGUCCAGUGAUCACUGUUUUUUUUGUUGUUGUUUUUUCUUCCUUUUGUGGACCUGCUUUGUUUGGCUACUGAGGUAGACAAGCAUGGGCUAAAAGCGCGUUUCUCCCAGUUUUCUUGCCUUUCUCAGACUACACUGAGUAUUCCCUUUCCUUCCCUCUCUCCUUUUCCUUCUCUUCCCUUUUUCUCUGCCAGGACAUUUUUCAUACAUACAUCAGCGAUAACCUCAAGUUUUGGUAUCUGGUGAUACAGUCACUUUUAUCUGCAGAGUGACCUUUUAUUUUUAAGAUGACUACAGACCUAUUUUUAGAUAUGUUUUCAGUACAAUUUUUGAACAGCAACUUUCAAAAAGUACGCAUCUUCCAGUGUUAGGAAGGUGAACAGUGUCUCUAGGCGAGUCUGCUGUUUGACGUGACUAUGCUCUGUCUUCCCCGGUUCCUUGUGAGCACUUUCCUUUCCCCUCUUGUUUUGGGUGUGCAUGUAUGGAGUUGGUAGCGGGUGGUUUAUACAGCUGGAGCAUUCUGCUUUGCCACGGGUCUUUCAGGAAAGCUCUGUUCUUUCCCCUCAUUCUCUUUCACCCCUCCCCAACUCUCCUGUGACUAUUGACUGACACCCCUCUUAGGCUCAUGUCUCCACCCCCUUACAGAAAGACCAGUAAAAAUAGCCACUAGUUCACCAAGAAUUUCUGGUUGGAAUUGGUGCCCUGAACCCUUUUAUAGGAGAUCACAUCUAAGGACGAGAGUAAUAGGGCAGCUUCUCAGCAGUCGGCUGAGAAAGCCUUUUUUUUUUCUUCCUUUCUUUCUUUUGGACUCUGGGGGUGGGGGGGAACUUUCUGCAAAGAAAACAAAAGGAGGAAUGAUGCCUGAGGAACUUUGUUCUGUUUUUCUGCUAUAAAAUGUGAAUAGUUCAUGAUUGAGUCCUUUUGUGAUGGUUGCUAUCUCAGGAAUAAUCUCCAAUGUCUUGGGGAUGCCUUUGUCUCCAAAACUGAUGAUCAGAAAGGUGUUCUUUGUUUAAUGUAUCCUGUGUGCGAUUUUCAUUAAAGUCCAACUUUUGCUUCACAGA
This is a messenger RNA of Erinaceus europaeus (western European hedgehog), 2674 nucleotides long. RefSeq names its product eukaryotic translation initiation factor 4E binding protein 2 (gene EIF4EBP2). Gene Ontology annotation, biological process: negative regulation of translational initiation. Bases 301 to 663 code for a protein of 120 amino acids. Gene Ontology annotation, molecular function: eukaryotic initiation factor 4E binding. The transcript has 3 exons. The record is from RefSeq and is a predicted model, not a curated record. Lineage: Eukaryota; Metazoa; Chordata; Mammalia; Eulipotyphla; Erinaceidae. Gene Ontology annotation, cellular component: cytoplasm.